AUGUUUGCAUUCUAUUACGGCUCAGCGUUACCAAUUACUCCGCCCUUCAAAAUAAAAGCAAAAAACUUGGCAACGCAUCUUUAAAACAGCUGUUGUCUGUCACUCGUUUACGGUCGUUAUGAAACGGAUUGCUGAUAAAAGAGAAGUAAAUAAGAAAAUUUGCUGUUAUGAAUAAAAUUGUAAGCGUACGAUUACAUCAAACAAUCGUAUAAUUUAAAGUGAAAUAUUAACGCAUACAAAAGAUGUCAACAAAAGUGGUGGCUACAGCGACAGUGCGUGCACUGAAAGGACGCAAAUUGUUGCCGACAAGAGCAGCUCUUACACUGACAAAUUCCGCAGUAAACCGUAUUAAAGAAUUAUUGAAAGAUAAACCGGAGUGUACAGGUUUAAAGGUAGGAGUGCGGCAGCGCGGAUGCAAUGGGCUUUCCUACACGCUGGACUAUGCAAAAGAAAAAGAUAAAUUCGACGAAGAAGUAGUACAAGAUGGUGUCAAAGUGUUUAUUGAUAAGAAGGCUCAAUUGUCUCUACUCGGUACCGAAAUGGAUUUUGUCGAGUCCCAACUAUCCAGCGAGUUCGUUUUUAACAAUCCCAACAUAAAAGGUACGUGCGGAUGUGGCGAAUCAUUUAGCUUCUAAUUACUCGCAAUAAACUGACGGACAUUAUAGUAAUUUAAGCGAGCAGUUUAGAUUUCAUAACUUAUGAGCUCGUAUAUUACAAUAAACUCGAAAGAUUCGCAGCUCUACUAAACGCUCUUAAGCAUAAGUCUGCUUAAAAUUAGUUUACAAAUUUUGGUUAAGUACUAGUUGUGAUUAUGUUUGGUUUUCAAAUAAUUUGAAACAUAUGAAGAUAUUUAAAGAUGUUAGUUCUAUAAACAAUUAAAAAUAAAUAGCUGUUUUAAAGCUUCAAGCAGAAUA
Molecule: messenger RNA, 914 nt
Organism: Bactrocera oleae (olive fruit fly)
Lineage: Eukaryota; Metazoa; Arthropoda; Insecta; Diptera; Tephritidae
Gene: MagR
Product: Iron-sulfur cluster assembly 1 homolog MagR
Biological process (GO): iron-sulfur cluster assembly
Cellular component (GO): mitochondrion; cytoplasm
Molecular function (GO): 2 iron, 2 sulfur cluster binding
Source: RefSeq, a predicted model, not a curated record